This is a messenger RNA of Pochonia chlamydosporia 170, 1113 nucleotides long. Its product is annotated as cell differentiation protein rcd1. Gene Ontology annotation, biological process: mRNA catabolic process; negative regulation of translation. The transcript has 4 exons. Bases 1 to 1113 code for a protein of 370 amino acids. Gene Ontology annotation, cellular component: P-body; CCR4-NOT complex; CCR4-NOT core complex. The record is from RefSeq and is a predicted model, not a curated record. Lineage: Eukaryota; Fungi; Ascomycota; Sordariomycetes; Hypocreales; Clavicipitaceae.
AUGAUGUCUUCGGCGCACGUUUAUACACACCACCAGUACAAUCCCCAGGGCGACUCCAGCUGGAUGCACCAGCAGGCGUCGCACCACCAACAGAGCCAUGUAUCCGUUGCUCAACAGCAGCAGCAACAGCAGCAACAGGCUCAGCAACAGCAAGCCCAGCAACAGCAACCGCAUUUCAACCGUAUGCCUGGUAAUCACUCUGCUGGUGGAGCUGGCGGCAACCUGGGAGGUGCUCAUGCGCAGGAUGCUGGCCAUGAGAAUAUCUCGGAGGAUAAUCGGCGCACCAUGGCGUACAUUGCCGAUUUGCUAAACGAGAACACAAGGGAAGCUGCGCUGUUGGAGUUGAGCAAAAAGAGGGAGCAAGUGCCUGAAUUGGCUCUCAUAUUGUGGCACUCAUUUGGUGUCAUGACGUCGCUGCUGCAGGAAAUCAUUUCUGUUUAUACGCUGCUCAACCCUUCCCAGCUCACGGCCGCCGCGUCAAACCGGGUUUGCAACGCCUUGGCACUGUUGCAGUGCGUUGCGUCGCACAACGACACCCGCACGUUGUUUCUCAAUGCGCAUAUCCCGCUGUUUUUGUACCCCUUUCUCAAUACGACGUCCAAGUCGCGCCCGUUUGAGUAUUUGCGACUGACCAGCCUCGGUGUUAUUGGCGCCUUGGUCAAGAAUGACUCCUCGGAUGUCAUUAACUUUCUCCUCACUACGGAGAUCAUCCCUCUAUGCCUUCGGAUUAUGGAGACUGGCUCCGAGCUUAGCAAGACUGUGGCCAUAUUUAUCGUUCAGAAGAUUCUGCUGGACGACAACGGUCUCAAUUAUAUCUGCGCUACCUAUGAGCGCUUCUAUGCUGUAGGCACCGUGCUUAGCAACAUGGUUGCUCAGCUAGUCGAGUCUCAGACUGCCCGGCUCCUCAAGCACGUCGUACGAUGCUUCCUCAGACUCAGUGAUAAUGCCCGUGCCCGUGAGGCUCUUCGCCAGUGCCUGCCCGAGCCGCUUCGUGACGCCACGUUCUCGUCCGUUUUGAGAGAUGACGCAGCAACCAAGAGAUGCCUUGCCCAGCUUCUCAUUAAUCUGUCUGACAAUGUGGUAGACAACUCGCAAGGAGUCUCCAGCCUGUGA